AUGAGUCUUAUAUCUUGGAAUGUGCGGGGCUUGGGGAACCCCCGUGCAUUUGAUAAACUUCGGAUGCUUAUCCGUGAUACUUCCCCUAGUCUUGCUUUCCUUAUGGAAACAAGGUUACGUUCUAAAGCUGCAGAGUCAGUAAAGAGAAGGUGUGGUUUCCAUGGUGGUUUUUAUGUUGACUGUAGUGGUAGGAGUGGAGGUCUUAUGCUCAUGUGGAAGGAAGAGGUCGAAGUUCAUAUACAGAGCUACUCUCAGUCCCACAUUGACUGUCAUGUUCGCUUCCCCCAUGGUGUGUGGUGGAGAUUUACCGGUUUUUAUGGCAAUCCAUCUAGGAGUGAUCGGCAUCACUCUUGGACGUUACUGUUACGAUUAAAGUCUCUCUCUAACCUCCCUUGGGUUGUAGCUGGUGAUUUCAAUGAAAUCUUAUUUCUUUCAAAGAAGGAGGGUGGAAACAAUAGAUAUUAUCCCAGUAUGAAUCAGUUCCGGGAUACAGUGGAGAGCUGUGAUCUUGUAGACUUGGGUUUUGUAGGUCCUAAAUUUACUUGGGAUAAUGGGCAGGAAGGGGGUGCUCAUAUUCGUGAAAGACUUGAUCGGGCUCUGGGGUGUGAUGAAUGGAUUAAUCUAUUCCCAUACUAUGGUGUUCGCAAUAUGGAUUUCUACGACAGUGAUCAUAGAGCAUUGUGGCUAGAGUUGGUUCGGGAUAGAAAUAGGGCCGGGAGGGGGCCCAAGAAGAGGAAGUGGUUCCGGUUUGAACCUUUCUGGAUGACUGAUGAGGAUUUUAAGGAUACCUUGAGGACCUCAUGGGGCACUACAGGAUCGGUGGGGGACUGUGAUGGUUUUGGGAGGAAGCUUCAGAGUUGCGGUCGAGACUUAAGUGGGUGGAGCCGCGUAAAAUUCGGACGCAUCACGCGGCGGGUCCGUAAUUUACAUGAGGAAAUUGAGAGGAUACGAAAUGCAUCUGCUUUGGGCUAUAAUCGAAGACGGCUUUGGGAAUGGUAG
Molecule: messenger RNA, 999 nt
Organism: Morus notabilis
Lineage: Eukaryota; Viridiplantae; Streptophyta; Magnoliopsida; Rosales; Moraceae
Exons: 1
Coding region: 1-999 (332 amino acids)
Molecular function (GO): catalytic activity
Source: RefSeq, a predicted model, not a curated record